Molecule: messenger RNA, 3576 nt
Organism: Xenopus tropicalis (tropical clawed frog)
Lineage: Eukaryota; Metazoa; Chordata; Amphibia; Anura; Pipidae
Gene: pkn1
Product: protein kinase N1
Exons: 24
Coding region: 375-3236 (953 amino acids)
Biological process (GO): signal transduction
Cellular component (GO): cytoplasm; nucleus
Molecular function (GO): small GTPase binding; nucleotide binding; kinase activity
Source: RefSeq, a predicted model, not a curated record
CUUUAUGAAGCGGCGCUGGCCGCCAUUUUGUUGGUUUCUUAGAUUAGGCAGUCGAUACAAUAUGGGAGUCUAUGUAGCCGUCUUAUUCAAGUCUUGCCGAGGGAGAGGAGCCCAGUAAGAAGUGCAGCAACAGAUGCUGAAAGGAUAUCAGUCAGCAGGAUCCUAGCAUUCUGAGUUCAGAACAACAUCUUUAAGGAAGCCUUUACAUUUAGCAGCCUUGCAGAUGUGUACAUCCACAGGAAAUGCAGGGAGGGACCGACAAAGAGAAGCAGCCACUGUGUGUGUGUAAGAAAGUCUCAGAAGAGAUCUGUCCUGCGUGUGACUUGUGGGAGGCAGCGGCGACACCGUGAGCGUCACAAGGUGUGUGUCGCACCAUGCCGCAUACUCCGCUUGGGCCAGGGCCGCAGGAUGGAGAGGUACAGGUUAACAAUUGCACUCCCUGCAUAUUGAGAGAGGAGAGCAGGGGGGAAAGAAGAGAGGCACAAUCAGGAGACAGACAACCGGGGGAAGUCCAAGAGACGUGUCCAAGUGAUGGCAUGGAAACACAAAGAGACAGCAAGAAGGUUAAACAAGGGGACUCUUUAGAGGAAACAGAGGGACUUGAGAGAGGAGACCAGCAGGGGAUGGAGGGAGAGAGGGGGGAAACACAUGGGUUUGAAGGAGAGAGAGAUCGACUCCGCAAGGAGAUUAGUAGGGAGCUGAAGAUAAAGGAAGGUGCGGAAAAGCUUCGAAGAGCCACCACGGAGCGCAAGAACCUGGGACAUGUAGAAACCAUGCUACGGACAUGUGAAAAGAGACUGGAGAGCUUAAAACAGGAACUGGAUGAUUUAGAGACCACUCCUACUUCUCCAGUAUCUACUGGAGCCGACCCCCACUCUCCAGGUCUGCGCACUGAUGGACAGAGAUCUAAGAUCUUGGGCCUAGAGCGACAGUUAGACAUUGAGUUGCGAAUGAGAAAAGGAGCAGAGAAUAUGUUGCAGAUGUACAGCCAAGGAGGAGCCAAGGACAAGAAACUACAUUCAGCCACCCAUCAGAUGUUAUCCGAGAGUGAUAUAAAAAUCCGCUUCCUUCGUGCACAGAUCUACAAGGAGAGCCAGGACACCUCUGGUGCAGGGGAAGGUGCCCUUGAGGUGCUACACAAUGAACUGCGCAUUGAGGAAGCAAGGCAUCACUACCGGGUGGAGCGAGCCGUGGCUGAGGGAGCCGAGAAUGCUCUAAGAAUGCUGGGAGCUGCAAGAACUCAGGACAGGAGUGCAAUCAAUGAGGUCCAAGCUCGUCUGUUGGAGUCUCAGCAGAGGACAGACCUGCUAGCGCUCUCACUCCAGAGGUGCCUCGAUGAAUUACCACAUGAUCACCCCAAGAGAUGUAUCUUGCGAGAGGAGCUGGCUCUGCACAGUUCUCCCUCCAGACUUGAUGCCUCCUCUCUCCUAACUCCCUACAGUAGUGUCUCCAAGCCCGCUCCUCUCACAGGUGUCUUAGAGGUUUGUAUUGUGGAUUGCACUAAAAUCCUAGACAUGGUGCCUGGAAGAACACGAGCCUCCCCUACCCGGUUACCAAACAACGUCAGCCCCUUAGAAGGCCUUGCCAUGAGAACACGGACUGGGCGGAACAUGUACUCACGCACAGCCAGUCUGAGUCGCAGUGAGGAACUGUCAGAUGAGAUCAGUGUCGUGCUGAGACUGGAUAACAAUGUGGUUGGACAGACUGCCUGGAAGUCUGAGGGACGAGACACAUGGGAUCAGAUAUUCAAACUGAAGCUGGAGAGGGCUCGAGAGCUGCAGCUGUCCGUGUACAGGAGAGACUACCGCUCACUCUGUGCUAUUAAAUACCUCAAGUUAGAAGAUUUCCUGGAUCAUCAAAAGCAUGAAACAUACCUGGAACUGGAACCCCAGGGGACCUUGUUGUGUGAGGUGGCAUUCUACAACCCAGUGAUUGAAAGAUUCUCCAACCUGCGCCGACAGAAAAAGAUCUUCUCCAAGGAACAAGGAAGGGCGUUUCUUCGUGCACGACAGAUGAAUAUUGACCCAUUAACAUGGCUCCGCCUGUUGCGCCGAGGAGUUAAUACCAGCAGUGUGGUCUACAGCCCUGGAGAUCGAGGAGCCGAGUUGCAGUUGGAAUCCCUUACCCUAGAGACAAAGGAAGAAAUUAAGAAUGAGCAGGUUCCUGUCCCAGAGGAAAAGCAAGUCCCAGUAGUAAGAAGAGAAAGCCAAAGGAGAACGCAGAGUGUCUCUCAGCUUUCCUUAGACAAUUUCCGGCUGUUGGCGGUGCUGGGCAGGGGUCACUUUGGGAAGGUCCUGCUGUCUGAGUACAAGGAGACUGGGGAAUUGUUUGCCAUCAAAGCCUUGAAGAAAGGGGACAUCAUUUCUAGGGAUGAAGUAGAGAGCCUUCUGUGUGAGAAGCGCGUGUUUGUUGCAGUAAGUGCUGCCUCACACCCGUUCCUGCUUAGCCUCCUGGGAUGUUUCCAGACUGCGGAGCACGUCUGUUUUGUCAUGGACUAUUUGGCAGGGGGAGACCUCAUGACGCAUAUCCACAGCGAGGUGUUCAGCCAGCCACGUGCCAUGUUCUACGCUGCCUGUGUCCUUUUGGGCUUACAGUUUCUGCACAGCAAGAACAUUGUGUACAGGGAUCUCAAGCUGGAUAAUCUACUGCUGGAUUCAGAAGGAUAUGUGAAACUCGCUGAUUAUGGUCUCUGCAAAGAGGGUAUGGGCCCAUCUGACCGCACCUCCACAUUCUGUGGCACGCCAGAGUUCCUUGCCCCAGAGGUCCUCACAGAUGCCUCUUACACUCGAGCUGUCGACUGGUGGGGAUUUGGGGUCCUGAUCUAUGAGAUGAUGGUUGGAGAGUCUCCAUUCCCAGGUGAUGAGGAGGAGGAAGUGUUUGACAGCAUUGUUAACGAUGAAGUUCGUUACCCACGUUUCCUCUCUGCCGAAGCUAUUGCCGUCAUGAGACGGCUCCUGCGCAGGAAUCCUGAAAGACGGUUAGGAUCAGGGGAAAGAGACGCUGAAGAUGUGAAAAAACAGCCAUUUUUCAAGGAAAUGGAUUUUGAAGCCCUCCUCUCCCGUCGAUUGCCACCUCCUUUUACCCCAUGUGUGAAGGGGCCACACGACAUCAGUAACUUUGACCCCGAAUUCACAUGUGAGGGGCCAGAACUGACUCCUCCACGGGAGCCUCGACUUCUGAAGCCUGAGGAGCAAGAAUUGUUCCACGGAUUUGACUAUGUGCGGGAGGGAGCGUAAGGGGGUAGAGCUGAUAAGUGGGUGCAGUUCUUUCUGUUUUUCCUUUCCCCUUCUCAUGUUUUCUGUGUCAUUCUCUAGCUCAAGCUGUGGGUCAGAUAUGUCUAAUAGAUAAAUGUAGCCUUGGCUUGCCCACAGAUUCCACUGACUUUCUGUAAAACCUAAUGAUUUUAUUUUAAUCCAGCCCCCAAAUAUGAAGUCUUGUGGAUAAUUGGCCGAGUACCUGAAAGUUGGAUAUGGAUUCUCCUUUCCUUUAUUGACUCUUCCAGCCCCUCUGUCCCUUCUGCUCCUCUGCGCUCUCUCAGGGAAAGCCAUGUAAAUAAAAUUGUUUUGUAACAUUUUA